CGAAGCUCCAAAAAAAAGAAAAGUAAAAAGAAUAAAAAAAAAUCUCCGUGUCAAAAACUUACCAGCAAUCAGAAAAUUCCAUCCUGUAUUCUCGUAAUACAACACAUCAUCAUUGAUGCAUUGAAGGUCCUACUACGGCUAGUCGUGCCCUCUCGGCAUAUAACCUCUGGUUGAUUGUUAUAAAUAUUUAAUAUUCAUUAUCUCUAACCAAUAUUUUGGCCGACCGUCAUUACUUUUCUCUCCAAGUCCGGAGUCCAAACUCCGAUUUACAUAUUCGUAUGUGACGAUGAGGUUUUCAAUUCUCUCGGUCAGCCUCCUGGCCGUCCUGACACCGCUGACUUCGGCGUGGACAAAAGAAGACCGCGAGAUCUUCCGCCUCCGCGACGAGAUUUCCCAAUAUGAGGGCCCUGAGGUGACUUUCUACGACUUCCUCGGCGUUACCUCUCGUGCGACCCAAGAUGAGAUCAACAAGGCAUACCGGAAGAAAUCACGAUCUCUACACCCCGACAAGGUCAAACAGCAGCUCACCGCCGAGCGCGCCCGACAAGCCAGCAAGUCUGGUAAAGGAGGAGCCAAAGGAAAGAAGCCUGGCGUGAAAGUAACGAAGCCCCCCACCCCGUCCGAAAUCAAAGCCGCAGUCAAGCUAGCCGGUGACCGGCAGGCACGCCUCUCUAUCAUCGCCAACAUCCUGCGAGGCAGCGGUCGUGCCCGGUAUGACCACUUCAUCGCGAACGGGUUCCCCACGUGGAAGGGAACGGAGUACUACUACAGCCGGUACCGGCCUGGUCUCGGCACCGUGCUCUUCGGUGUGCUACUUGUUGGUGGCGGCGGCUUCCACUACCUCGCCUUGUACAUGAGCUGGAAGCGACAGCGCGAGUUCAUCGAGCGGUAUAUCAAGUUCGCACGACAGGCUGCUUGGGGUGAUAAUUUGGGAAUUCCGGGCGUGGACGCUGCACCGGUCGCCACACCAACUCCUCCACCUCCUGUCGAUGAUGAGCAAGGACCCCCAAUGGCGAUGAAUCGUAAGCAACGACGCAUGCAGGAACGGGAGACCCGCAAAGAAUCCGCCAAGGAAGGCAGACGUCAACCCCGUGGUAGAACCCGCCCUGGACAGCAAGCUAGCGGAAGUGCGACACCCGUGCCGCAGAAUUCAGGAUCCGGACCGAGUGGUGCGAAGAAGCGUGUCGUGGCUGAGAACGGCAAAAUCUUAGUUGUGGACUCGCUUGGUGAUGUGUACCUCGAGCAGGCAGACGCCGAUGGAAAUGUGGAGGAAUUCCUUCUUGACCUCAACGAAUUUCCCAAGCCUACGAUCCGUGAUACCGCACUCUUCAAGCUUCCUCAGUGGGCCUACGCCGCGACUAUCGGCAAGGUACUCUCCCCUAAAUCUGCCGACAAUCUAGACGAACAGACAGACUCGGACCUAGAGCUAGAAGUUCACGAAACCGAAGCCCCUAUCGACGACGAUUCGUCAUCCUCUUCCCCAGCCCAACGAACGCCGUCCACCGACUCCGCCGAGGACUUCGAGCUGCUGGAGAAAAGUGUCGAAGAUCUCCCUAGCAGCAAGCCAAAAACGUCGGGGAGCCAGGCGCAGCAGCAGAAGAUCAAGAAGAGGAACAAGAAGAGGUAGGACCUCAACAUCUUGGUCCAAGGGGAAAGGGGUAAAAUAGACGAGGUAGGGGAGUCUUGGGUGUUUUUGACUCCUUGGUAGGUUUAGGAACGUAGCGUGACGUCUCCUCUCUCACCAAUGGGGGCUCUGUGGUUUUGUAGUUAGCUGAUUAGAAAUAUAACGAAUUCGUUUAA
Messenger RNA from Annulohypoxylon maeteangense, 1800 nucleotides. RefSeq lists its product as uncharacterized. NCBI's taxonomy places the organism in Eukaryota, Fungi, Ascomycota, Sordariomycetes, Xylariales, Hypoxylaceae. The transcript has 3 exons. The record is from RefSeq and is a predicted model, not a curated record. The coding region runs from base 287 to 1627 and encodes 446 amino acids. Gene Ontology annotation, cellular component: endomembrane system.